UAAAGAUGGUUGAGGCUGGCUCGUUUUUCCAUCAUGACAUCAUGAGUCCCCCAUCAGUGUUUACAUAAUCUGUUAAUAUACCAUUGAUUAUUUAUUCACCCCUGUAGUGGCAACCAAAUGAUUUUAUGAUUAAUCACACAGCGAAGACAGUUGAAGGAUAAUAAGCUAACAAUAUGUUGUACAGGUUCAAGGUAUGGCUAAAACUUUUAGGACCAGUACCAUAUGUUUUGCCAGCAGCCGUGUACCUGGUAAUGUUAGUUUUCUAUUGUUACCAAGAUUAUAUAUUAACAGAUGGAUGGUCUGAUGUCAACUGUAAGGAGCCUGUACCUCCAAAUCUGUUGGAAGGAUCAGAGGAGUAUUCAAGUCGAAAUCAAAGCAAUGAAAUAACAUUUGUCACAGCUUAUUUUAAUCUUGGAAAAUUCAGAAAAGGUCCUUUCAAAACAUUCAGUACCCAAACAUAUUACAGCUGGAUGAAGAAUUACGCAUUUGUGUACAACGAUAUUAUUCUUUACACUGAUUUAGAAGAUUUAGCGAUUAAAUUUAAAUCAGAACGAUCUCAUUUUCCAGAUCAUAUGACCAGAAUAUUUUUAGUAAAGCAAAAUGAAUUUUGGGCAUUUUGGUUAAAACCAAGUAUAGAGAAAAUUUACAAUCAAACAGACUAUCCGAAAUGGUAUCCAAAUACAGUCAUGGCUUCAUAUUCAUGUGCCAUGCAUGUAAAGUAUGAUCUUAUUAAGAGGGUGAUAAAGGAAAAAUUAGUAAAAACUAAAUAUUUAGCAUGGAUGGAUAUAGGUUAUUUUAGAGGCAAUGAAAAAGGUACUUUUUCAUUAAAACCUCCGCAAAAUAUCAAAGACGAUCAUAUAGCAUUUGUACAGAUUGAUAAAUACGUUGAUAUGACACCAAAACAAAUCAUGUUUAGUAAUAGUGUAUUUUUAGCAGGUGGAUUAUUCAUCGGUAGACCUGAGUAUUUACUUUUUAUGGUUGAAGAUUAUAAAAAAGCAGUUGAAGGAUUGAUUGCAAUGAAUAUUAUGAACACGGACCAGCAGGUGCUUUACUGUAUGUACUCGCCAAAAUCUCCAUUCCAACCUAGAGUACCGAUUCAGAGAUAUUACAGCCAGAGUCGUUUGUUAUGGUUCUAUCUUGGUGACCUCUGUAGAGAAAAUAGUUUAUUUUCAGUGAGAAAAAAGACAAAAUUAAGUGAAUUUAUAGCAAGUAGUAUAUUUUUGUGAUGUAAGACUUUUGAUAAUGACAUUGUUAAAUUUUGUUUAAUCUAUAUAUUUAGGAAUUUGCUGUUUCAGUACAAAAAACUUUUUUUUGUGAUACAUUUAAUAGGUUGAAUACUGGCAAUGAAUAUUCAGCCAAUAAUGGAAGGCAGAGUACUAACAAUGGUUUUUGGGGGUAAAAAUCGCAAUCAUGCAAUCAAAACCCGUAUGUGGCUGGAUUGAUAAUUAUCAAUUUUCCAGACCUCUCUUACUUUUGAGAUAAAAAUACAUUCUAUACAUCUUAUCCAUGAACAUUUCAAGAUAUCUAUCAAUGUAGUAUAUAAUCAGAUAUUCAAGUUACAAAAUAAUGUGUAUGUGUAUAACCAUAAUUGUCAAAAAAAAUUACAUAAAUUGUGCAUGAAUCUGGAAUCUGUUCUAAAAAUAUCAAUGAAGUCAUUGUUAAAGUAAUAUUUAAAAUCUGACUUAUCUUUAUUUGUCCAUAAUUGUAGUUGUAGAAUCUACUACAAUUAUGGACAAAGGAGGAUAUCUCCAAUUCAUAAUAUUGGUUUCCAAUGCUUGAUACAAUGCAAUGUUUAAUUUUUAAUUCCCACUUCAAAAUGAAUCUUUACCCUGCAGUGCUCACAAGCAAUUUGAUUUAGUUUUGCUCACAGUAUAUAUGUACGUUCUACUGAUUAUUUUAUUGUAUUUGUUGAUUCAAAUAUCUUAGGUCUGUCAACAAUUUUUUUUGGUUAUUUAUUAUUUUUAUGGAUAUGUGUUUUAUUCAUUUGUGUUGUGGAUAUGUGUUUUAUUGAUUUGUGUUAGGGAUAUAUAUGUUUUAUUGAUUUGUUUUAUGGAUAUGUGUUUUAUUGAUUUGUGUUAUGGAUAUGUGUUUUAUUGAUUUGUGGAUAUGUGUUUUAUUGAUUUGUGUUAUGGAUAUGUGUUUUAUUGAUUUGUGGAUAUGUGUUUUAUUGAUUUGUGUUAUGGAUAUGUGUUUUAUUGAUUUGUUUUAUGGAUAUGUGUUUUAUUGAUUUGUGUUAUGGAUAUGUGUUUUAUUGAUUUGUGGAUAUGUGUUUUAUUGAUUUGUUUUAUGGAUAUGUGUUUUAUUGAUUUGUGUUAUGGAUAUGUGUUUUAUUGAUUUGUUUUAUGGAUAUGUGUUUUAUUGAUUUGUGUUAUGGAUAUGUGUUUUAUUUAUUUGUGUUAUUGAUAUGUGUUUUAUUUUUGUUGUUGUUUAUUUUGUCAGGUAAACUACAAGUUCCUAACUUCCAAUGGAAAUGAUCAAUUAUCUACUUAUAAUUGAUCAACUUUUGUGUUUUUUAUCAUAACUGUUGUGAUAAUAAUGUUAUAUUCUUCAGGUUUCAUUUAUUAUCAAACCCAUAACUACUUAGGUAUGACCAUCCAAUGACACAUUGUGGCCAUCCAUUGGCUUGGGUCAGAUCAAGUAACCAUUCAUCCGUAACACCCACUAAUUGUGCUGUUUUACGCUUUAUUUUUGAAGUUUUACUAUACAUGUUUUAAAAUAUUUUUUUUAAAAAUAUAAUUUAUAUAGCCAGACUUAAAGUAUUUAAAUGAAGUAAUACUUCGGUAAUAGAUCGGUAAAUCUCCAUGUGGAUUUCCAUGACCUCCUACAAUAGAGAACCCUAAUCCAGCUGGUCCCCUGUUCAAUGUUAUAGUCUUGUACUGAGGUGGAGCUCUGUAAACAAAAGUAUACACUUUAAAUAUUUGAAACAGGGUAACUUUUAUUCAAAGUUCUGCAAAAGCAAAGUAACACUUAUUUAUUGGAGUAAAAUGUAUUUAUAGUGAAAAAUGUAUCUGUUAACAUAACAAACAUAAUCCAAAAGUCACUAAGCACAUUGUUUUAUCCAGUUCUUCUUUACAGAUGGUUGCAUAUAAAGUAUUUAAUUGUAAUAAUAGAAAAUGUCUGUUAAAGUCUUCCCCAAUUAUAUAGAUUUACUUCAAUUAUAAGUUGAGUGACUUCCCCUUAAUCAUUUCUUAGAUGUAAAAAGAUACAUAUUCCUAUUUUGCCUGAGAAGGUGUUGUUGCUAAAUAUAGCCAGUUAAUAUAAACAUGUAUAUAUUUUUAAUGGGAUAUAGUGAAAUAUUGUUAAAGUUGUAAUGCCAAAAUAUUAUUGUUACUGUUAUAUAAAAUAUACUUCAGAGAAAUUAUUUAGAAUAGGUAAUAACCUGGUACCUUGUUAUUUUGUUAAAGAAUCAGUUGUCAUUUUGAUGUUGUGAGACUUCAGUAUUUAUUCUUGCCAAUAAAUAACAAGUAAAUUAUUUUAAUUUGUAACUCUAAAGGAGGAGGUAUGUGACUUUGACAUUUAUUCUGCCAAUAAAUAACAAGUAAAUUAUUUUAAUUUGUAACUCUAGCGGCGGAGGUAUGUGACUUAGACAUUUAUUUUUGCUAAUAAAUAACAAGUAAAUUAUUUUAAUUUGUAACUCUAACGGAGGAGGUAUGUGACUUUGACAUUUAUUCUUGCCAAUAAAUAACAAGUAAAUUAUUUUAAUUUGUAACUCUAAUGGAGGAGGUAUGUGACUUUGACAUUUAUUCUUGUCAAUAAAUAACAAGUAAAUUAUUUUAAUUUGUAACUCUAAUGGAGGAGGUAUGUGACUUUGACAUUUAUUCUUGCCAAUAAAUAACAAGUAAAUUAUUUUAAUUUGUAACUCUAAUGGAGGAGGUAUGUGACUUUGACAUUUAUUCUUGUCAAUAAAUAACAAGUAAAUUAUUUUAAUUUGUAACUCUAAUGGAGGAGGUAUGUGACUUUGACAUUUAUUCUGCCAAUAAAUAACAAGUAAAUUAUUUUAAUUUGUAACUCUAGUGGAGGAGGUAUGUGACUUUGACAUUUAUUCUUGCCAAUAAAUAACAAGUAAAUUAUUUUAAUUUGUAACUCUAAUGGAGGAGGUAUGUGACUUUGACAUUUAUUCUUGCCAAUAAAUAACAAGUAAAUUAUUUUAAUUUGUAACUCUAGCGGAGGAGGUAUGUGACUUUGACAUUUAUUCUUGCCAAUAAAUAACAAGUAAAUUAUUUUAAUUUGUAACUCUAACGGAGGAGGUAUGUGACUUUGACAUUUAUUCUGCCAAUAAAUAACAAGUAAAUUAUUCUAAUUUGUAACUCUAGCGGAGGAGGUAUGUGACUUUGACAUUUAUUCUUGCCAAUAAAUAACAAGUAAAUUAUUUUAAUUUGUAACUCUAACGGAGGAGGUAUGAUAAAUUGCAAAAAAUUCUUCAAACUUUCAAAAACUACUUGGCAUGUUAAUUUUACUGAUACAUGUAUAGGAUAAUAUUAUCUGUACGCUUCAGUUUAGAAAAUUCAUUUGUGAUGUCACUGACUUCACCAACAUGCUAAGAUUGAUCUAAAAGGGUCAUUUGAUGAUUUUACACACACAAUGUAGUGUUUGAUAAAUUUAGCUGUGAGCCAAGGCCUUACCCAAAAAGGUAUAUGAAGUUUAAAGCCCUAAUUAAAAGUAGAUAUGUAAAGCACAAUUAAAAAAUGUUAUCACUGAUAUCUGACAGACAAACGUCUUGUGAACAUCUGAAGCAUAUCAAUUGAUAGAUUUAUAAUCCUUCUUAAUUUUCAAUUCAAGGACCAAUGAAGUAGCCUUAUCAAACUUUCUCCUUUGUAUUUUUUAUGCCCCCGGCGUAGCGGUGGGGGCAUUAAGUUUUACCCUUGUCCGUCUGUAUGUACGUAUGUACGUACGUCUGUCCGUACGUCCCAAAAUUGGUUUCCGUUCUCUUAACUUGAGUUUGCCACAACCAAAUGUUAUGAAACUUAUACACAAUGCUUAUUACCACAAAACACAGAUCAAGUUUGAAUUUUGGUGGCGUUACUUUAACCGUUCUAGAGUUAUGCCCCUUUAAAAAUGAAAAAAUUGCAAAAUUUUUAGUUUCCGUUCUCUAACUUAGGUUUGCCUCAACCAAAUGUUAUGAAACUUAUACACAAUGCUUAUUACCACAAAACACAGAUCAAGUUUGAAUUUUGGUGGUGUCACUUUAACUGUUCUAGAGUUAUGCCCCUUUAUAAAUGGAAAAAUUGCAGAAUUUUUAUUUUCUUCUAAAUAUCAAGUAAUUAUUAAAAUUGGAGUUAUCUUCCUUUGUCCAUGAUUAUAGUUGAAUCAACUACAAUCAAUGCUUUAUACAAUGCAAUGUUUAAUUUUGACUUCCACUGAUAAAACGCAGAUCAAGUUGAAUUUGGGUAGUGUCACUUUAACCAUUAUUGAGUUAUGCCCCUUUAUAAAUCGAAAGAUGCAAAAUUUUUAGUUUCCAUUCUGUAACUUAAGUUUGCCCCAACCAAACAUUAUGAAACCUAUACACAAUAUUCAUUACUACAUAAUACAGAUUAAGUACGAAAUUUGGUGGUGUCACUUUUACCAUUCUUGAGUCAUGUCCCUUUAUAAACAUAAAAAUUGCUGAAUUUUUUAGUUUGUCUCAACCAAAUGUUAUAAAACUUAUACACAACCGUUCUAGAGUUAUGCGUGUUUACAAAUAGAAAAAUUGCUGAAUUUUUAGUUUCUGUUCUCUACUGAAGUUAGCCUCAACCAAAUGUUAUGAGACCUACACACAAUGCUUAUUACCACAAAACUGAGAUCAAUUUAAAUUUGGGUAGCGUCACUUUUACCGUUCUUCAGUUAUGUCCCUUUAUAACUAUAUGAUAUGCAAGUGGGGGCAUCAUCUGUGUCCACACGUGGACACUAUGCACAUUUAUUUUUUAAUCAAAUUUUAAAUAAUAAAUGGCUUUUCCAGAUAAAAUAAUGUUAAUACAUUUAUUAGAAAACUGUAUUGUUCCAAUAAUACACAAUUCAAGAUAUUAUCAUUGGUCACUCUAUUAGACAUGAAAAUGUUAUUGAAUAUGUUGGAUUUAUUGUUUGCUCAAGAUGAAAAAUAAGUAAAGAUUAGUAUGUAGUUCUAGCAUAGUUUAAUAUGACCUGCUACCUUGGGGGGUUUUGGUAGGUGACCUUACGACAACAAAACAACCACUACUUUUCAAAUUCAUAAUUUUAUUUCUUGAAAGGCCCUUAGUUUCUAAUAAUUUAUUUCAAUAAUGAAUUACAAAAUUUUUAGUUGGUAAAGAUAACAUAUUUUUUCAUGUUUAUCUUCAUUUUAAAUACUCAUUGCUGAAUUUUAAAAGUUUUAUGGUAUGAAUUUUGCAUAUAAAUUUAACUGUAUUUCAUAUAAUAGAAAAAGUAUGUGUGUAUUUCAAUUUAAUGCUGUUUUAUUAGUCUCCUACCGACGAAGUCGAAGGGACUGUAGGUUUGCAUUCUGUCCCUCUGUUUGUCUGUCCAUCCGUCAGUCCAGCAAAUCAGUUUUCCACACUUUUUUUCUUCAUGUUUGAAGAUAUUGAUUUGAUAUUUGGUGUAUUGUUUUAUCAUGACAAGUUACAGAUCAAGUUCAAAUUUUGUUCCGGUCUGAUGAUUUUGUGCAGAGUUAUGGUCCUUUGACUUAGAAAAUUCACUAAAAUAAUCAGAUUCCACACUUUUUUUUGUCAUUCUUGAAGAUAUUGAUUUGAUAAUUGGUAUAUGAUUUUAUCAUGACACGUUACAGUUCAAGUUUGAAUUUUGUUCAGGUCUGAUGAUUUUGUGCAGAGUUAUGGUCCAUGGACUUAGAAAAUUCACUCAAAUAAUCAGUUUUCCGCACUUUUUUUCAUCAUGCUUGAAGAUAUUGAUUUGAAAAUUGGUAUAUAGUUUUAUCAUGACAAGUUACAGAUCAUGUUUGAUUUUGUUCCGGUCUGAGAAUUUUGUGCAGAGUUAUGGUCAUUUGGACUUAGAAAAUUCACUUAAAUAAUCAGUUUUCAACACUUUUUUUUGUCAUGCUUGAAGAUAUUGACUUGAUAUUUGUUAUAUAGUUAACACCAUGACAAGUUAUAGAUCAAGUUAGAAUUUUGUUCCAAUACAAUGAAUUUUUAACCGGUAGGGGACUAUGUAUUGCCAUUCAAUACUCACAGAAUGCUUGUUGUAUUUCAUAUUUGUAUUUGUAUUUAAUUUAUGUAUGUUUGUAUUUCAGUUUAAUACUAUUUUACUGUAUGGGUUCAGAUUUCCGCUGCUUUUUUUCUAAUUGGUUGCCAAUUAGAAACUGGGUGCAAUUUGGGUACUGUGAUGUUACAGGUCUGUUUUUUUGUGGUUAAAAACAUAUAUGAUAAAGUAUAUUUUUUUUAAUAUUCUAUAAUAUGAAAAGGGUUGUGUACAGAAUAUAUCAGAUGAUCACCCCUACCACAUAGGGAUUGAAGUGGCCCCAGAGAAGGGAGCCCAAUUAUUUCCCCCAUUAGUUCAAUGCAAUGUUAUCAUAAUUGAAGGGCAGACUUUUUAUUCCCUAUAUGUUACUGCCAAAUUUAAACUGCUUUCUCAUACUUGUAGUCCCCUUCAUGGUUUCUGGGAAAAUCCUUGUAGGGUGAUUACCAACAUUUAAAAACACAAUACUUUUUGAGUAUUAAUAGGGUCAUUUUAUUCACUUCCUGCUUUAAAAAAAAAACAUCAAUGAAAUAUGGACCAUUUACUCAGUCAAUCAUCCACCAUAUACUUUUCAGAAUCACACAAAAUUUCAAAGAAGUUGAACAGAUUUAAGUACUUUAAUUUUCAUACUGGUACAAUAUCCCAUUGAAAAGAUGGUUGUUGAGGGACCUACUGUACUGGUAUCCUGUCAACUGGAAUCCUAUUCCUAUAAGGUUAAGCAGUAACUGGCUUCAAUUCAAUUAUCAUGUUUUAAAAUUUGAGAUGCUUUUUAUUGGGAAGCUGUAUGAGAAUGAGAAGAUUUAAGUGAUUGUUCAAACUGUUAUAAGAGUAGAAUUAUUACUGAACUUAUUUUUUUUUUAAAUGUAGUUAUUAAUCUGGUGCUAAGUAAGUUUGUGCAAAAUGAUCCUUGGUGAUUGUAGUUAUAUACCAGGGUAAUUGUUUCCAUAGUUACAAUGAGUGUUGUUUUACAUAAUUGCAUUUUAUACAUGUAAAAAUUGUUGCAUGCUUUUUUGUUAUAUUUUUGUUAGUUUUUUAUUUUAUUAUAUCUAGAUAAUUCCUAUAUACCUAGUUCAUUUCUGUUAAAAUAAUAUUCAGACGUGCUCAGUUUUAAUGUGAUACACAGUAAGCUGGGAUAGAUAACUAUUUUAGGGGAUAUUUUGAACUUUUGACAUAAACAAGUUUGGUAUGUUUAAAUCUAAAAAUUUUAAUAUGUGAAAUAAAAAAUUUAGCAAAUUUAGAUUAAACACCAUUUUAAAGAAAAUGAAACUUGAAAAAAAUCUCUUCUUUCUCUUUGUCCAUCCGUAUGUUUGCACAAAUUAGUAAAAGGAUCUGUAUGAUAAAAAUAUUGUUUUUCAACAAAAAAACAUUCCAAAAUAAGAUCUAUCCCUUUAAACAGUUUGUAGAUAAAAACAGUAUUUUAAGAAAUGACAUUUUUAGCCUUUUUCAAAUUUUUGUUUAAACAGUAUAGAUCACUGAAAAUUAGUAUAUUGUCUACAUAUAAGUCUGUUAUAUAAAUUGCCAAUUUUUUAGUACCAUAAAAGCAUUAAAGUACAAAAAGUAUGUAAUUAGUGUUAUUGGUUAAGAAUAAACAGUCUAGUCUAAAACAUUUCUGUAUAAUAAUAAAGUUCUAGGAAGUA
Molecule: messenger RNA, 8774 nt
Organism: Mytilus californianus (California mussel)
Lineage: Eukaryota; Metazoa; Mollusca; Bivalvia; Mytilida; Mytilidae
Exons: 9
Coding region: 174-1226 (350 amino acids)
Source: RefSeq, a predicted model, not a curated record